Messenger RNA from Danaus plexippus (monarch butterfly), 1405 nucleotides. RefSeq lists its product as uncharacterized. The transcript is spliced from 4 exons. The record is from RefSeq and is a predicted model, not a curated record. Gene Ontology annotation, biological process: sleep; regulation of synaptic transmission, cholinergic; positive regulation of voltage-gated potassium channel activity. Bases 93 to 566 code for a protein of 157 amino acids. NCBI's taxonomy places the organism in Eukaryota, Metazoa, Arthropoda, Insecta, Lepidoptera, Nymphalidae.
ACUUGUGCCGUCACUGGUGUAUAUGUCAAAUUCAAAAUAUAAUUAUUCUGAUUAUUUAGUAUUUACUUGUAAACAUCUGUAAUUUUGUGAAUAUGAAGACACUUCUAAUAAUUUUUGUUCUAAUUUCCUGCUGGAAUGAAAUUUUCGCGAUAUGGUGCUAUCAGUGCACACCAGCUACCCCGGGAUGUAUGGAACCCUUUAACUGGCGAGGAAUUGGUUAUUUAGGCAGCCUAUGUCCAGAUCGGGAAGAUAUUUGUGUUAAACUUAUUGAAAGAAAAGGAGCUCAGGAAGUUAUUACAAGAGAUUGCCUUAGCAAUUUUAAAGCUAUCAGAAAAGAUAUACCUGCAGAUACAUAUGAGGGCUGCCGGCCGGCUGUACCAGAUGUAACAUUAGCCCAUUAUGUUAAUAAUUCUAUAAAACAAAUAGAUAUCAAAAGAGAUUGGUAUGAUGAAACAACUUGGUGCUUUUGUUUCUUGGAUCACCGAUGCAAUAGUGCUGCAUUGAAUAGAUGGUCCAUGACGGCAGUGGCCUUGACAAUUCUAUGUAUAAUCAAAACAUGGUUCUGAUAUCCAUCCACACAACAUUUUGAUAAUUCUAAUCUUGGUUACAACAUUUUGAGAGUAAAUUACUAUCAAUGACACUUUAAGUAAAGAGUUCUAUAUUAACUAACAAUUUGAAACAAUGAAUGUAGUUUUUGCAAUGUACAAUAAUUUUUUAUGUAGUUUUUUGUAGCAUUGUAAUUGCAAUACAGAUAAAUAGUUGACAGAUUGCGUAAAAUUUUGCUAACAUUAGCUAUUUUUUGAGUACAUGUCAUAUUUAUUGGUACAUGAGAGUAAUUUUUAUAUAGCUCAAACUAGGCUGUUUAUAUUGAAAUUAAUUUCGCUUAAUUUUAUAGUUCUUAUGCUAAACGGGUUUUGUCAAGUUGUAGCUACAUUAAUAGUUGUGUAAGUUAGCCAUUUUCAUGUCUGACCAUUAUCAAAUAUACUAUUGAAGUUUUUAAUUUAAACCGGUCUAGUAUAAGUUUGAGGGAUGGCCUUAUGCAAUACUGAUAAUAUAUAAUUUGGUUUAUCAUGUUUAUUUCCAUAUAUCAAUCAAAAUUUACCCAAAAUAAUUAUUUUAUUAAAAAAAAAAUACAUACCGGAUGAAAUAAACAUGGUUUAAAUUCUAAAAAAACAGAAAUAUUGUUUCUCAUGUAAUGAUAGAGUAAUAUUUUGGAAUAUAUUUUUAAAAUAAUCUUGUAAUAUUUACAUUAUUUUCUAUGACUGUUACAGACUAACAUAUAAUUAGAAAAUAUUUAGUGGUAAGUUCAUGCUAGUUCUUAGUGAUUUCAAUAUUCCGUCCAUUUAAUGUAAGCUAUGUUUUUUACUAUUUCAGUACAAAGAAAUAAAUCGUAAUUGAUAUACAA